CGGAGCCGGAGCUGGCGGGAGCGCGCGCGCGCGGCCCAGGUAACCGGCGCGGGGCCACCGAGGCUGGCGCUCAGGCCUAGGCCGCCCUGCAGCCUGCACCUGGGGGUGUAGCCUCGCCUCAGAGGGAGUGUUGGAGCGGCGGGUGCGAGCUCACAGGCCCCCCAUUUCAGGAGCAGUAUAUAUUGGGGAGCCAGGCACUAUUCUGAACACUUUACAUGAACUGCUUUCCAAAGCUCUUUGAGGUGCAUUGGGGUGACUGAUUGGUAUCACCAAGAUGGCGCUCCAUGCCACCAGGGCUGCUGCACUGCUCUCCUGGGUGAACAGUCUGCAAAUAGCUGAUCCCGUGGACACAGUACAGCAGCUGCAGGACUGCAGGAUCUUCUUAAAGAUCAUUGACCACAUCCAUGGCACUGAAGAGGGGCAGCAGAUCCUGCAGCGGCCAGUAGUAGAGAGGCUGGAGUUUGUGUGUGCUUUCCUACAGAAAAACAGAAAACAUGCUGCUUCUUCAGAAUGUCUGGUGUCAGUGCAGAAAGUGACUGAGGGGUCGGAGUUGGAACUGGCCAAGAUGAUAAUGCUGCUCUUGUACCAUUCCACCAUGAGCUCCAAAAGCCCGAGGGACUGGGAACACUUUGAGUAUAAGAUUCAGGCGGAGUUAGCUAUCAUUCUGAAGUUUGUCCUGGAGCAUGAGGACGGCCUUAACCUGAAUGAGGACCUAGAGAGCUUCCUACAGAAAGCUACUGUUCCAUCAACCUGUUCCAGCACUGUCUCUGAAGAGUUCUCCCCGCCCAGCCAUCAGGCCAAGAGGGAAGUUCGCUUCCUAGAGCUCCAAAAGGUGGCCUCAUCUUCCAGUGGGAACAACUUUCUUUCAGGGUCACCCGCCUCCCCUCUGGGUGACAUCCUGCAGACCCCACAGUUCCAGAUGAGACGACUCAAGAAGCAGCUUGCAGAUGAGAGAAGUAACAGGGAUGAGCUAGAAAUGGAGCUGACUGAGAACCGCAAGCUCCUCACUGAGAAGGAAGCACAGAUUGCUGUGAUGCAGCAGCGCAUUGACCGACUGGCCCUGCUGAAUGAGAAGCAGGCGGCGAGCCCUCCAGAGCCCAGGGAGCUCGAGGCGCUGCAGGGCAAGAAUGAGAGCCUCACAUUGCGGCUCCAUGAAACUCUGAAGCAGUGCCAAGACCUGAAGACAGAGAAGGGCCAGAUGGACCGCAGAAUUAACCAGCUUUCAGAGGAGAAUGGGGACCUGUCCUUUAAGCUGCGGGAGUUCUCCAGUCACAUGCAGCAGCUCCAGGGGGCGCUGGACGAAGUGUCAGAGGAGCACAAUAAGGCCACCCGGAAAUGGGGAGAGACACAGACACAUCUGGAGAAAGAGCUGAGCGCCACGCUACAAGACAAGAAAUGCCUCGAGGAGAAGAAUGAAAUCCUUCAGGGGAAACUUUCACAGAUGGAGGAGCAGUUGUCCCAGCUGCAGAAGAACUCACCCCAGAAGGGGGAGGUGCUGGGGGAUGUCCUACAGCUAGAAACGCUGAAGCAGGAGGCAGCCACACUUGCUGCUGACAAGGCCCAGCUCCAAGCCAAGGUGGAGGCGCUGGCCACCCAGCAGAGUCAGCAGGAGGCCCAAUUGCUGGCUGAGCGGGGCCACUUUGAAGAGGAGAAGCAGCAGCUGGCUGGUUUGAUUGCCGAGCUGCAGGGCUCUCUGUCUACCAUCCGCCAGGCCAAGGAAGAGUUGGAACAGGCCUCCCAGGCUCAGGGAACCCAACUGACUGCCCAGGUGACCACGCUCACCUCUGAACUCUCCACUCUGAAUGCUACACUCCAGCAGCAGGAUCAGGAAUUGGCCAACCUGAGGCAGCAAGCCCAGCAAGAGCAAGCACAACUGGCCCUUAGCCUCCAGCAGCAGGAACAGACCUCGCAGGACCUCCGCCAGCAGAUGGAGCAGCUGAGCAGCAGUCUGCAGCAGAAGGAGCAGCAGUUGCAAGAGGCCACCAAAGAGCGAGAGAUUGCCCAGCGAGACCACAGCCAACAGCUGGCUGCCGCCACCAAGGAGCAGGAAGCCACCUGUAGGGAGAGGGACUCGGCGCUAGAGCAGCUAAAAGCCUUGAAGGAGGAAAAGGCUACUAAGCUUGAGAGUCUGCAACAGCAGCUUCAUGCUGCUAAUGAUGCCCGAGACCGGGCCCAGACUUCAGAGAAACAGGCCCAGCAGGAGAAGGCAAAGCUGAGCCAGAAGGUGGAAGAGCUGCGUGCCCAGGCCGAGAAAGCCUGCCAGGACCAAAGCGUGGCCCAGGCCCGGGUCACUGAGCUGCAGUCCCAGCUGACAUCCGAGCAGCAGAAAGCGGCUGAGAGCGAGCUGGUGAUGCGGGAGAAGAAACAGCUACAGGAGCAGGUCAAAACCCUUGAGGAGUCCUUAAAAGCCAGCAAGGGCCGCUUGGAUGAGGAGAAGCGCAGGGCUGCCGCCGCCCUGGAAGAGCAGCGGCAGCGAUUCUCCAGACUGGAGGCAGAGAACCAGAGCAUGGUGGAGCAGCAGAAGCAGGCCCGGAAAGAGCAAGAGGAGGAGAAGUCUGUGCGCAAGGGGCUGGAGGGCCGGUUACAGCAGCUUGGGGAGGCCCGGGAGGCCGAAACAGAAGCCAUGCGGCGGGAGCUGGCUGAGGCCAUAGCCUCUCAGCGUGGGGCCAAGAGUGAGUGUGAACAGCUGGCCAAAGAAGUGGCCACUUGGCAAAAGCGUUAUGAGGACAGGAAGCAGGAGGAGGCCCAGCACAGCGCUGUGUUCCAGGAACAGCUGGCAGCCCUGAAGGAGGAAUGUGAGAAGGCCCACCAGGAGCUCCAGGAGGCGAAGGCAAAGGUGGCUGGGGUGGAGGCCCACAAGGAGCUGCAGAGUGAACUAGCUCAGCUCCAUGCCGACUUGGCCUGUGCCCUCCAGCAGGUCCAAGAGAAGGAGGCACGGGCCCAGGAGCUAGCAGAUGAUCUUUCUGCCUUGCAGGAAAAGAUGGCUGCCAAUAGCAAGGAGGUGGCCCAGCUGGAAAGUUUGGUGCGCAAGGCAGGUGAGCCAUCUGAGACAGCCCCCCCGGAGCUCCAAAAGGAGCCCCCAAGGGCAGGCGGUCAAGAGCAGCAUGGUCACCCAUUCUCCAGCAUGCAGGCCACCCUGCAGGCCAUGGAGCAUGAAUCCAAGCGGCUGGCUAGUGAGCUAGACAGGCUGCGGGCUGCGCUGAUGGAGGAGCGAGGGCAGCAGGAACGUGAGGUGGCCAGGCUGGCCCAGGAGCAGGGCCAGGCCAAGUCGGAUCUGGCCCUGGAGAAAGCUGCUAAGGCAGAGCUGGAGAUGCGGCUGCAGAAUGCUCUCAACGAGCAGCGGGUGGAGUUUGCCAACCUGCAGGAAGCACUGGCCCUUGCCCUGCGGGAGAAGGAAGGGAAGGACCAGGAACUAACUCAGCUUCGAGGGCUAGAGGCUGCUCAGAACACAGAGGUGGGGGAGCUCCGGAAGGCCAUGGAGCUGCUGAAGGCACAGCUGGCCAAGAAGGAGAUAUGCCAACAGCCCGGUGGGAUGACUGGAGUGGAGGACACCACCCACUCUGGUGCACUAUCGGAGGCAUCUGGAAAGGCCCAGCGGCCUAGCCCAGAGCUGGAGGCCUUGCGGGCAGAGGUGAGCAGACUAGAGCAGGUGUGCCGGGAACGGCAGCAGAAGGCCUCAACUCUGGAGUGUAGCCUGGAGUCUGAGCGCACUAAGCACACAGAGGCCCUGGACAAUCUGCGGGGCCAGUUAGAGGCAAAGGUACAGGAACUGGGACACAGUCAGGACUCCUUAGCUACAGCCCAGAAGGAGCUGACUGCACUCCGUGCCAAGGCCCAGGACCAGAGCAAGGCCGAGGGGGAGUGGAAGGCCCAGGUGGCACGGGGCCAGCAGGAGGCAGAGAGGAAAAACAGCCUCAUCAGCAGCUUAGAGGAGGAAGUGUCGAUCCUGAACCGCCAGGUCCUGGAGAAGGAGGGCGAGAGCAAGGAGUUGAAGCGGCUGGCUUUUGCCGAGUCAGAGAAAAGCAAGAAGCUGGAGGAGCGGCUACGCCUGCUGCAGACUGAGACUGCCAGUAACAGUGCCCGCGCUGCCGAGCGCAGUUCGGCUCUGCGGGAAGAGGUGCAGAGCCUGAGAGAGGAGGCCGAGAAGCAGCGUGGGGCUGUCGAGAACUUGCGUCGGGAACUGGCCUUGCAGGCCGAGCGGGCCGAGGAGCUGGGCCAGGAGUUGAAGGCGUGGCAGGAGAAGUUCUUCCAGAAGGAGCAGGCGCUCUCCGCCCUGCAGCUCGAGCACGCGAGCACCCAGGCCCUAGUGAGUGAACUGCUGCCGGUCAAGCACCUGUGCCAGCAGCUACAGGCUGAGCAGGCAGCAGCUGAGAAGCACCAUCGUGAGGAGCUGGAGCAGAGCAAGCAGGUGGCUGGGGGGCUGCGGGCAGAACUGAUGAGGGCCCAACGCGAACUCGGGGACCUGGGAGCCUUGCGGCAAAAGGUGGCAGAGCAAGAGCGAGUUGCCCAGCAGCUGCGGGCAGAGAAAGCCAGCUAUGCUGAACAGCUGGGCAUGCUGAAGAAGGCCCACGGCCUGCUGGCUGAGGAGAACCGGGGACUGGGUGAGCGGGCUAGCCUCGGCCGGCAGUUUCUGGAAGUGGAGCUGGAUCAGGCCCGGGAGAAGUAUGGCCAAGAGCUGGCAGCAGCGCGCGCAGAAGCAGAAUCCCGUCUGGCUGACAUUCAGCGGGAAACCCAGAGGGCAACCCAGGAGCUGGAGGUGAUGACUGCCAAGUAUGAGGGUGCCAAGGCCAAGGUCCUGGAGGAGAGGCAGCGGUUCCAGGAGGAGAGGAAGAAACUCGUUGUCCAGGUAGAGGACCUGAGUAAACAGCUGAGCGACCACGAACAGGCCAGCAAGGCGCAGCAACAAAAGCUCAAGACUCAGGGCAGUGAGAGCCAACAGGAGGCGCAGCGCCUCCAGGCCCAACUGAGUGAGCUGCAGGCCCAGCUGAGCCAGAAGGAGCAGGCAGCUGAGCAUUACAAACUGCAGAUGGAGAAAGCCAAGACACAUUAUGAUGCCAAGAAGCAGCAGAACCAAGAGCUGCAGGAGCAGCUACAGGGCCUGGAACAACUGCAGAAGGAAAACAAGGAGCUGAGGGCUGAAGCUGAGCGGCUGGGCCGGGAGCUCCAGCAAGCUGGGUUGAAGACCAAGGAGGCUGAACAGAGCUGCCGCCACUUGACUGCCCAAGUGCGCAGUUUGGAGGCUCAGGUUGCCCAUGCGGACCAGCAGCUCCGAGACCUGGGCAAGUUCCAAGUGGCUACUGAUGCUUUAAAGAGCCGUGAGCCCCAGGCAAAGCCCCAGCUGGACCUGAGUAUUGACAGUCUGGACCUGAGUUGCGAGGAAGGAACCCCGCUUACUGUCACCAGCAAGCUGCCUCGCACCCAGCCGGAUGGCACCAGUAUUCCUGGAGAGCCGGCAUCGCCCAUCUCCCAACGCCUGCCCCCCAAGGUAGAAUCGCUGGAGAGUCUCUACUUCACCCCCAUCCCAGCUCGGGGUCAGGCACCCCUGGAGAGCAGUCUAGACUCUCUAGGGGAUGUGUUCCUGGACUCGGGUCGGAAAACCCGCUCUGCACGCCGACGCACCACCCAAAUCAUCAAUAUCACCAUGACCAAGAAGCUGGAUGUAGAGGAGCCGGACAGUGCUAACUCCUCCUUUUACAGUACCCAAUCUGCCCCCGCAUCUCAGGCUGGCCUGCGUGCUGCUGCCUCAGCCCAGUCUUUAGCCCGCCUGGGCUCACCAGAUGACAGCAACUCAGCUCUGCUUAGCCUGCCUGGCUACCGGCCCACCACACGCAGUUCUGCCCGUCGCUCCCAGGCUGGGGUAUCCAGUGGCGGCCCUCCAGAAAGGAACAGCUUUUACAUGAGCACUUGCCAAGAUGAGCCCGAGCCGCUCGAUGACUGGAACCGGAUUGCAGAGCUGCAGCAGCGCAACCGAGUCUGCCCCCCGCACCUCAAGACCUCCUACCCCUUGGAAUCUAGGCCUUCCUUGGGCCUGACCACCAUCACAGAUGAGGAAAUGAAAACUGGGGACCCCCGUGAGACUUUGCGCAGAGCCAGCAUACAGCCCACCCAGGUCACUGAGGGCAUCACCACCAGGCAGCGCAAACGGGUCUCCUCUGAAUCCCAUCAGGGCCCUGGCACACCUGAGUCCAAGAAGGCCACAAGCUGCUUCCCACGCCCCAUGACUCCCCGGGACCGACAUGAGGGGCGCAGGCAGAAUACUGCUGAGGUCCAGAAGAAAGCAGCCGUUAAACAGGCUGACCGCCGCCAGUCGAUGGCCUUCAGCAUCCUUAACACACCUAAGAAACUGGGGAACAGCCUUCUUCGGAGGAAGGCCUCCAAGGAAGUCCUGUCAAAGGCCUCCCCCAACACCCGCAGUGGAACCCGCCGUUCCCCUCGUAUUGCCACUGCUGCUGCCACCACCCCUCUGCGGGCCAAGGGCAAGGCCAAGCACUAAAGGGCCAGUACCAGUGAGUGGCCCCACCUGUCCCUGAUGCUGACCUCACCUGGUCCUUCUCCUGCCACCACCCCCUCAGUGCCUUCUUGUAGCUCCCAGGCCAAGAGUGGUGAUGCUGCCAACACUCCACCUGUCUGCUUGUUGGCCCUUCGAGGAGCUUCUGCGAGGUGUCAGACUUGUGUCCUCAAGUGGGCCUGGGCAGCCUGGAGGGUCUGGCCCCACUCCCCUAACCCCUCAUGUUCCCCUAGAGCAGUUACUUCCUUCACAGCCAGGUUGGAGGAGAUGGGCACCAGGGCUGGGCCUGGCCUAUCUUCUGGAUCGAGAAGGGACCACUGGAGGAGCAGGUCCUGGUCCCUGUUGUUCCUGGUGAUCGGGCUGAGCAGGGCCCUUGCUCUUGAAGUCCAGGACUGGGCAUUGAUGUGGGAGCACCCCACCCCCAGGUGUUCCCCUCUUCUAAGGCCACAGCUACCUGGAGGGUAUUCUCUUCCAGGACCUGUGCCUCAUGGGGGCAGCUCACCCUCUCCUUCCUCAGACUUAUAUUGGGGUAGGGUUGGAGUGAUGGGAAGGUUUUUAAGGGCCAGGAAUGGAUCUUUUCUAAAUGUUAUUACAUGUAAAUAAAGUCUAUUUUUCUCCCUUG
Suncus etruscus (white-toothed pygmy shrew) is the source of this 7130-nucleotide messenger RNA. It is a transcript of the gene NUMA1, whose product is annotated as nuclear mitotic apparatus protein 1. The record is from RefSeq and is a predicted model, not a curated record. Gene Ontology annotation, biological process: establishment of mitotic spindle orientation. The transcript is spliced from 26 exons. Gene Ontology annotation, cellular component: spindle pole; spindle microtubule; centrosome. Gene Ontology annotation, molecular function: microtubule binding. Lineage: Eukaryota; Metazoa; Chordata; Mammalia; Eulipotyphla; Soricidae. Bases 275 to 6493 code for a protein of 2072 amino acids.